Vicia villosa (hairy vetch) is the source of this 1260-nucleotide messenger RNA. RefSeq names its product F-box/kelch-repeat protein At3g23880-like. NCBI's taxonomy places the organism in Eukaryota, Viridiplantae, Streptophyta, Magnoliopsida, Fabales, Fabaceae. The record is from RefSeq and is a predicted model, not a curated record. The coding region runs from base 1 to 1236 and encodes 411 amino acids. The transcript has a single exon. Gene Ontology annotation, molecular function: protein binding.
AUGAAGAAGUCUUUGGUUGUCACAAAUGAUGAUAAGGUGAGCAACUAUGUAAAUGAUGAUGUUGCUUUGUCCAUUCUAUCAAAAUUGUCUUUUAAAUCCUUGAAGCGAUUUGAAUGUGUUCGUAAGUCAUGGUCUCUCUUAUCUGACAAUCCUACUUUCAUGAGUAUGUAUCGCCGCAAUUUCUUCUCCAAAUGUUCUUACGAUGACGAUACAUCUCUCAUCCUACAUAUCCAUGGUCAGAAGAAGUUGCAUUCUCUUUCUGGUGAGGGUUUUGAGAACAUGGCCGAGCUAGAUUUGCCCGAUCAAAUCGACCAUUUGAACUUUCUUGGUUUUGGAUGCGUUAAUGGCAUACUUUGUUUUGAAGAACCUCUUUGGAACAAAACUGUAUUGUGGAACCCAACUACUAAUGAGUUGAAGGUCAUUCGUUCAAGCCCUUUUCAAUCAUUCACUCCACCAGCUACCCUUAAUUUUGAAGCUGCAGUUAGAUAUAGUACUAUUCCAAAUCUUCAUGGGUUUGGUUAUGACUGUGUUGGAGAUGACUAUAAGUUAAUUCGUUAUGCAUCGAUAAGACCUAAGUUCCACACUUUUCAGCCAUCUCAUAGAGAUUUAAAAUUAGCGCGGGAUAAAUCAUUAAAGCCCUUUUGGGAGAUUUAUAGUUUAAAAAAUAACUCUUGGAAGAAACUUGAAAUCGAUAUGCCUAGUUGUACCAAGUAUAAUUCUGGUUUUGGGACUUUUCGAGUAUACUUGGACGGAGCAUGUCAUUGGUUGAAUUUAGAUAAAGAAAAUAAUUAUAUUGGGGCAUCUUUAAUAUCAUUUGACUUGAGCAAUGAAGUGUUCAUUAGCACACCCAUUCCCUCAUUCGUCGGAGAGCCGUGUACGGGACUGUUGGUGUUAAAUGGAUCCAUUGCCUUAUUCACAUAUCAUGAGAAUAUGUCUUGUUUUAACAUAUCUACCUUUGACAUAUCAGUUUUAGGUGAAUUGGGUGUUAAGGAAUCGUGGUACAAACUCUUCACUGUUGGGCCGCUCCCUUUCUUUAAGAGUCCUAUCGGAGUCGGGAAGAAGGGCGAAAUAUUCUUCAGAAAGAAUGACUCUGAAUUAGUUUGGUUUGAUUUUAAUACAAACACAAUUAAGCAUCUUGGUUUCAAAGCAGGCCGAGAUAAACGCCGAGGUAAUUGUUUUGGUCGGAUAGUAAUUUAUAACAAAAGUAUGCUUUCAAUUGGAGCAAAAAGCAAUUAAUUGUAUUUUCAUUUUUAAUUUAAG